ACUCUUUCUCUCUCUUACCACCUCUCUUUUAUUGUAUUUUUUGUUUUUAGUUUUUCUUUGUAUCCACUGCAUAUAAAAUCAUUAUCAUAAUGAAGUCUAUGCCAAACCAUUCUUCUUGUAGUACUUGUAUUACUUCUCGUUGGUUGCACUGUCUUGCCAUUUGUAUCUUGUGUACCUUCUUAAGCUUUGAGGUCCCUUUUACUUUUAUUCCACUCAAGCACACAUCAAAUAAACAAACUCCUUCAAGUUCCUUCUCUAGAUAUCUAAAUCUCUUCCUUGGAAAUGGAAUUCAACAAGUUCAGAAUCCGAAGCUAUGAGGGGCAAUCUGAUAGGGCUCAAGUGGAAGAUCUUGAGAGAAGAUGUGAGGUAGGCCCAUCAGAAAGCGUGUUUCUCUUCACAGACACUAUGGGUGACCCCAUUUGUAGGAUCCGAAACAGUCCCAUGUACAUGAUGCUUGUGGCAGAAUUGGACAAUGAAUUGGUUGGUGUCAUUCAAGGCUCUAUAAAAGUGGUCACGGUUCAUGGUCAUCCUCCAAAGGAUUUGGCAAAGGUGGGUUAUGUUCUUGGCUUAAGGGUUGCUCCUCAUCAUAGGAGAAAAGGGAUUGGUUCUAGCCUAGUGAGAAGGUUAGAAGAAUGGUUCACUUCCAAAGAUGUGGACUAUGCAUACAUGGCAACAGAGAAAGACAACCAAGCCUCGGUUAGUCUCUUCAUGGGAAAGUUUGGCUACACCAAGUUUAGGACUCCAUCUAUUCUUGUUAACCCGGUUAACAAUCAUUGUUUUCAAAUCUCAUCCAACAUUGAGAUAGCAAGGUUGAAGAUUGAACAAGCUGAAUCCCUCUAUAGAAGAUUCAUGGGCUCCACAGAGUUUUUCCCUAAUGACAUAGGCAACAUACUUAGGAAUAAGCUAAGCUUGGGAACAUGGGUGGCCUAUUUCAAAGGGGAUAUUGCUUGGGGUGAUUUUGGGUUAGAUGGACAAGUCCCACACAGUUGGGCUAUGCUGAGUGUAUGGAACAGUGGGGAAAUAUUUAAGUUAAGGCUAGGGAAAGCACCUUUUUCUUGCUUGUUGUGCACAAAGAGUUGGUGGUUGAUUGAUAAAAUUUUCCCAUGUUUGAAAUUGCCUACCAUACCUGAUUUCUUCAACCCAUUUGGGUUCUACUUUAUGUAUGGGGUGUAUCAUGAAGGGCCAUUCUCAGGGAAGCUGGUAAGGGCCUUGUGCCAGUUUGUGCACAACAUGGCUGCUGAGUCCAAGGAUGAGAAUUGCAAGAUCAUUGUGACUGAAGUUGGAGGAAGAGAUGAGCUCAAUCAUCAUAUACCACAUUGGAAAUUGCUCUCAUGCCCGGAGGACUUGUGGUGCAUAAAGGCUUUGAAAAAUGAAGGGACAAACACGUUCCAUGAAUUAACCAAAACCCCACCAAAAAGGGCUCUUUUUGUAGACCCAAGAGAGGUUUAAAGCAUGAUCUCAAAAAGAAAAAAAAAAGAAGAAAAAAGUAAUAAAAGGGGGACAAAAAAAAGCUUAGAAAAUAUCUUGACCUUAAUUUUUUUCCCUUUUCUUUUCUUUCCUUAGCUUUGUCUAAGAACCAAAACCCACCUCAUGUAUUGUAUGAUAAGUCCAUCCAUCUCUCUCUCUCCUGGUGGGGGUUUUUCUCUAGUUCCUUUCACAUCGGUGACACAAAAUCUCAAAAGAUAUCCAUAAUUUAGGUGCCACACUUUGGUGUCCUUCUUAGCAAUUCCAUCUUGUGCCUCAUGACUCUGACUACUCAAUUCCCUUGUGGUCCAAACUUUGUCCCUUCCCCUCAGGUAAAAUUUUGAGCUGGACCCUCUUCCCUCACUUUGUCGCAUCGCAUCGAGAUAUGGUCUCCAAAACAUGUCAUCACUGAAAAAAAAAAUAUAAAUAAAGAGAUUUUGAGCCAUUUUAUAUGAGAUCAUGAAAGUAACCAUUAUUCUAUUCAAGUCAGAGUUAGACAACAACUGGUCCAUGAUAAAGGAAAACAAAAAUCAAGUGUUUCAAGUCUCAAGUGGUUGGUUUCUCCUUCAUUUGUUUUGGAGCAUUAUUGUCCCUAACCACAUGAGGAAUGUUGAUGGUGUAAAGUUGCAUG
This is a messenger RNA of Abrus precatorius (Indian licorice), 2095 nucleotides long. Its product is annotated as probable N-acetyltransferase HLS1-like. The record is from RefSeq and is a predicted model, not a curated record. Gene Ontology annotation, molecular function: acyltransferase activity, transferring groups other than amino-acyl groups. NCBI's taxonomy places the organism in Eukaryota, Viridiplantae, Streptophyta, Magnoliopsida, Fabales, Fabaceae. The transcript is spliced from 2 exons. The coding region runs from base 283 to 1449 and encodes 388 amino acids.